CGGACUGCGACUCACCACUUCCAGGCAGCGACUCACACUUUAUUCACUGACUGUCUCUGAUUGUCUCAGUCACAAUGGUGAAAUCGACUCAAAUAGCACGGCUGGAUGGCCUCAUGCUCGCUGCCUCAGUCGACGAUGAGCAGGUAUGACUCUCUAUUGAGACAAUAGGCAUGUGCCCUACCAAUGACCUGACUCACAUGCUUGCCCAGGUCGAAUCAGAACUCUCAGAGGUCAAAUCCCAGGCCAAGAUGAUCUUCCGGAGGCUGAAUAGGAACUCGGAGCAACAAGCCAGCAUUGAGUCUGGUCAAUACGUUUUACACUACAUCAUCAAAGACAGUGUCUGCUUUCUAUGCAUCUGCGACAAGUCAUAUCCUCGAAAACUCGCCUUUACCUACCUCUCCGAUCUGGCUCAGGAGUUCACCACCGUCUACCCUUCGCAACAGUACCACUCGACCACCUUACGGCCCUAUGCCUUUGUCGAAUUCGACACCUUCAUCCAGCGCACCAAGAAGACCUAUCAAGAUAGCAGGGCGAGUGCAAACUUGGACAAGUUGAACGACGAGCUCAAAGAUGUCACAAAGGUCAUGACCAAGAAUAUCGAGGACCUUCUCUACCGCGGAGACAGUCUUGAGAGAAUGGGCGAGAUGAGCGGUAGACUGCGAGAGGACAGCAAAAAGUACAGGAAAGCUGCUGUGCGCAUCAAUUGGGAGUUGAUGUUGAAACAGUAUGGCCCUUAUGCGGGACUAUUCUUCUUCAUAAUCUUCUUCCUUUGGUGGAGGUUCUUCUGAGCCGGUGUCGGUAAACAGUGGCACGAGCCCGAGCAUUCUAAACGAACAUUGCAUCGCGAAUCACUUUAGCAAGCGAGCCUUCUCGAUACGGCAGUCAUAUCUCAUCUUCCUCUUCGUCAAAGUCAUCCUCGACUCCCAUAUCAUACAAAAUUCUGCCUCCUUCACCCCCGCCGCCCUUUUGUGCGUCAAAGUACGGGAGAACGACACCAUCGCGUUCCAAUCUCUGCCGCUCAGUCAGACCAAGUUCGAAUGUCAUCCCAGUCAGCUCCUGCUCGGAAGUAUCUUCUUCUUGCGGCUUUCGGAACAAAGGAUGGUCAUCAAGGAGAGUGACUAUCUCGCGAAAUGCCUGUACUCCCACACUCGACGAGAUAUUGGAACAUGUCGGCAGGAAAUACCACUCCAAUACGCCCCGUCCACUCUUCCGUCGAUGUUCCAACUCGAGAACUAGCCCUCGUUCUUCUACCUUGAGAUUAUGAUUGCUCCAUGUCUUUGGUUUCAACCCAACCAACACACCUUCUACUUCUUCGCCAAGACCAAAUGCUGGUGCCGCAAGUGAUCUGGCAUUUGCCGCCUUUUCCGUCAAAAGGAAAGACAAAGAAUGGAGCUUGAUGAUGGUUGUUGCCAGAUAGGAUAGUAGCGAGAGUGGCGGAGGAGAAUAUGAGUUGAAAGAAUUGGACACAUUUGUGGUCGGGAUAUCCAAGUGAUAGACUGCCACGAGAGACGUCUGUUGCUGCGGCUGUGACGGCUGGAGCAGGUUCGAGAGAAACUCGACCAAGUUGAUACCAGUGCCGGGGGUCUGCGGCUUCGAGCAUAGCGUUGUCAAUGAGUCAAUGAUGAUGAGAAACCCUGGCAGACACGAUUAGUAAAGGGUUUACCUGUCAUGCCUGGACUGACAUACUUUUCCCUGCGCCUGAUGACACAACCUUCUGAACGUCCCUCAAUAUCGUCUCAGACUUCUUGUCGCCGUAGCAUUCCACGAAGAAAUCGACAUCCUUGGGCUUUGUAAAGGUUUCGAAUGAUAGAAAGAUGACACUGGUCUUGGACAAUUUGGCCCUCCGAAUGUACUCCCGCAACAAUGGUUUUGCGGGCUGUUCCAGGCUGUCUUUGACAAGGGUGAACGGUGAGGCAGUAUCCCUUUGAUUCAAUAGUUUUGAG
This is a messenger RNA of Exophiala mesophila, 1943 nucleotides long. RefSeq lists its product as hypothetical. The transcript is spliced from 4 exons. Gene Ontology annotation, cellular component: endoplasmic reticulum membrane; endoplasmic reticulum-Golgi intermediate compartment; ER to Golgi transport vesicle membrane. Bases 171 to 788 code for a protein of 205 amino acids. Lineage: Eukaryota; Fungi; Ascomycota; Eurotiomycetes; Chaetothyriales; Herpotrichiellaceae. Gene Ontology annotation, biological process: vesicle fusion with Golgi apparatus; retrograde vesicle-mediated transport, Golgi to endoplasmic reticulum; endoplasmic reticulum to Golgi vesicle-mediated transport. The record is from RefSeq and is a predicted model, not a curated record. Gene Ontology annotation, molecular function: SNAP receptor activity.